Messenger RNA from Microdochium trichocladiopsis, 1347 nucleotides. RefSeq lists its product as uncharacterized. Lineage: Eukaryota; Fungi; Ascomycota; Sordariomycetes; Xylariales; Microdochiaceae. Gene Ontology annotation, molecular function: FAD binding. The coding region runs from base 1 to 1347 and encodes 448 amino acids. The transcript has 3 exons. The record is from RefSeq and is a predicted model, not a curated record.
AUGGGAGCCAGCACCACAUUCAAGGUCAUCAUCGCUGGAGCUGGGCCUGUAGGGCUGCUGAUGGCCCACGCGCUCAGCCGUGCAGGGGUCGAUUUCGUCGUGCUGGAAGAGCAAGAUGAAGUGGUGCGGCACGCUGGUGCUGGGAUCGCCCUCAUGCCCGGGUUGGUCCGGAUUCUGGAUCAGAUUGGUGUUCUCGAGCACAUCAAGCGACAGGUUUUUCUCAGAAACAAGAUGGAUCUUGUGACGAACGGGACGGUGUUGCAGCAGUGGCCGUUAUUCGACUUGGUGGCCGAAGCUUUCGGCUAUAGGAUCAUCCAGACGAGUCGAAAGGAUGUCAUAGAAGCGCUGUUCACGACAUUGCCUGGCCAUAGCGAGCGAGUCAAGACUGCAAGUAAAGUCUCCAAGGUCGACCUGCGUGAUGACGGAGUCACAGUCCACCUGGCGAAUGGCGCCACCGUCGACGGCUCGAUCCUCAUCGGUUGUGACGGAGUCCACAGCCGCACCCGGCAAAUCAUGCAGCAGCUACGCGAAGAGGCCGGCGGCUCGGCCGCUGUUGACGACGAUGCGACGGUCAUGGAGAGACGGUUUGCCGGGAUAUACGGGCGCGUCGACAACCCCGUAGGCAUCGCGCCCGGGUUCUUCUACGAGUCGCGCGAGGCGGGCUUCCUGAUGCAGAUGUCCGUCGGCGACGACGUCCUCUGGUACGUCUUGCUCAGGCACCAGCUGCCGUCCCCGGGCCGGACCAGGUACACGGCCGAGGAAUGCGACGAGUUUGCCAAAGCGCUAGCGCAUCUCCAGAUAGCGCCGUUGGGACUUACGUUUGGCGACAUCUGGGCUCGGACGGACAAGGAGACUGCCGUCCUAGUCGACCAGCAGCAGGGGUGUGCUGAGAAGUGGCAUCACGGCGGCCGUAUUGUCCUGGUGGGUGAUUCGCAGCUCAAGGUCACCAGCGAGUCCGGGGCGGGCUUCAUGGCUGGGGCAUAUUCUGCUGUGCAGCUGGCCAACGAGCUCCAGGAUCUGCUGUCGAAACAGUCGGGACCAGGUCAGCCAAGCGCCUCGGACCUGGAUGCCGCAUUCGCACGAUAUCAAGUGGCCCGCAUGCCGGCAAGCAAGGCCAUGCUGGAGUCAGACAUUGCAAGGUUGGAUCAGUCGAUGUGGGGGUCGUGGAAGGGCUGGUUGAUGGACCGCUGGGUGGUCCGCAUGCCAUGGGUGGACAUGGCAAAAAUCUUCAAGACGAGAGCAAUCCCGCGCAUGGCAGGCGCCCCGGUCCUACGGUACGUGCCUUUUGAGGGGAAGUCCGGAACUGCUGAAUGGCAGAUAAAAGUCCCGAGGGUAGAAGCACUCUGA